Molecule: messenger RNA, 600 nt
Organism: Baudoinia panamericana UAMH 10762
Lineage: Eukaryota; Fungi; Ascomycota; Dothideomycetes; Mycosphaerellales; Teratosphaeriaceae
Exons: 2
Coding region: 1-600 (199 amino acids)
Source: RefSeq, a predicted model, not a curated record
AUGGGAACGGGCAAGGAUGUGUACAAGUAUUACUCGGGAGCAUGGACCAACUUCCCUAACCAGAGUACUUGGAUCUCAUUCAACGAGAUGUGGGCAGGUAACCUUCACACGUUGCAGCAUGGUUGCAAUGGAUUUGGCAAAUCGCAGAAUUCCGAAAGCAACAUCCAAUCGAUCUACAGCGCCAUCCAGGACCGCGCCUCUGCCUCUCUCGUCGAUCAUCGCUUGAUCUUCGCGACCGUGCUACAAGAAUCAAGGGGUUGUGUGCGCGUAGGCUCGACCACCUCCUCUACCGGAGUCAACAACCCCGGGCUCAUGCAAUCCCACAACGGACAUACAUUUUCCGGGGCACAUGCGAACGAGUCGAUCUACGCUAUGAUCCAAGACGGUACGCAAGGUACAGCGGAUGGCGACGGCUUGGUGCAGAACCUGAACAUUUACGGCAACCCGUAUUCGGCGGCAAGAGGGUACAACAGCGGAUAUAUUCCGAAGAGUGGCAAUUUGAGCGAGGCAGCUGGCGCAACUGCUUGCUAUGUCAGCGAUAUUGCGAAUCGGUUGACCGGCUGGGCCAAUGCUACCUCAACGUGUCCGGGCGGUGCAUAA